AUGGCGGACGGCCGGGGCGAUGGCGAUGGCGGGGAGGGGCGGGCGCUGCGGCGGGCGGGCAACGAGCACUUCCAGGCGGGCCGCUACGAGGAGGCGCUGGAGGCCUACGCGCGCGCCCUCAGCCUCGGGCCCCCGCAGCCCGACCGCGCCGCCCUGCACCGCAACCGCGCCGCCUGCCACCUCAAGCGGGGGGACUUCGCGCAGGCCGAGCGGGACGCCUCCGAAGCCAUCGACGCCGACCCCGGGGACGUGAAGGGGCUCUUCCGGCGCAGCCAAGCCCUGCAGCAGCUGGGCCGGAUGGACCAGGCCUUCUCCGAUCUUCAGCGCUGCGUCAGCCUGGAGCCCAAGAACCGGGCCCUGCAGGAGGCGCUGCGGGACCUGGGCAGCCGCAUGCACGAGAAGGUGAGAGCCGUGACCUCAACCGACUCGAAAGUGGAACAGAUGUUUAAGGUCUUGCUGGACCCUGAGGAAAAGGAUCAAGACAAGAAGCAGAAGGCAGCCCAGAACCUGAUAGUGUUGGCUCGAGAGGAGCCUGGUGCUGAGAAAAUUUUCCAGAACGAUGGGGUACAUCUGCUUCUGGAACUGCUGGACACGGAGCGGCUCGAUAUGAUCCUGGCAGCUCUGCGUACCUUUACUGGCCUUUGCCGGGGCCAUCGUUCCCGGACUGUGGCAAUCUUGACUGCGCUGGGGCCUCGGCGCUUCUGUUCCGUGCUGGAGUUGGAGGAUGAGCAGAUCUCACUGGCCACCUAUAGCCUGCUGCAGGUCAUGUUCGAUUCCCUUAAGGAGGGGUUGCAGAGGGAGGUACGCAACAAGGAGGAAGCCGUGGUGUCUGACACAUCCAGAGAGCUGAAAUUGCUCCUCAAACAGCUGCUGGAAGCCCUGGCCCGGGAGAGUGUUUCUUCCUACGGCCGCGACAGCAUACUUAACUUGCUGGUUGGCGUGGUGCCUCGGAAGUUGCUGCGGGAGCCCAACAACAGCUUGACCCUCUGGGUCAUCGAUCAGGGUCUCAAGGAGAUCCUGGCCGUGGGAGGUGCUGUGGCCCAUGUGCCUGGCAGCCUGCGUGUGACAGAGAACAGCCACCUGAGCGCUGCCGUCCUGCUCAGCAAGCUCUACGGGGACUUGAAAUGCGAUGUGGAACGGGAGAAUUUCCACCUGCUCUGUGAGAACUGCAUCCGGGGCUGGUUCCAGGGCGAGGAGAUGGCUGGAAAGCUGCAGGCCAUUCGGGCCGUAUCGUGCCUUUUGCAGGGCCCCUCGGAGGCUGGGAACCGGGUGCUGGAGCUGGACGGCAUAAUGGAGAGCAUCCUGUCCUUGUGUGCCUCCUCGCGGGAGGCCGACCAGCUGGUGGCUGUGGAAGCCCUAAUCCACGCGGCGGACAAGGCCAAGCGGGCCUCCUUUAUCACUGCCAAUGGCGUCACGCUACUGAAGGAGAUCUACAAGCGCAGCGAGCGUGACAGCAUUCGCAUUCGUGCUCUGGUGGGCCUCUGCAAACUGGGGUCAGCGGGAGGCACGGACUUCAGCAUGAAGCAGUUUGCAGAAGGCUCAACUCUGAAGCUGGCCAAGCAGUGCCGCAAGUGGCUGUGCAACGAGGCUGUGGGUGGCAGCACGCGGCACUGGGCGGCAGAGGGCCUGGCGUACCUCACCCUGGAUGCGGACGUGAAGGAAGAACUCGUGGAGGACCAAGUGGCUCUGCAGGCACUUUUCCAGCUGGCGAGGUCAGAGAAUCAGGCCGUGAUGUUCGCUGUGACCUCUGCCAUGGUAAACUGCACCAGCAGCUACGACCAGGAGGAGCUGGACCCCCAGAUGGUGGAGCUGGCCAAGUAUGCCAAGCAGCACAUCCCCGAGAAGCACCCAAAGGACAAGCCGGAGUUUGUACGCCGGCGUGUGCAGAAGCUGCUGGCUGCUGGGGUGGUGUCAGCUCUCAGCUGCAUGGUGAAGAACGAGAGCACUGCCCUGAGCGCUUCCUGCCGGGAGCUGAUUUCCAGGGUGUUCCUUGCUCUAGUGGAGGACCCAGAGGACAGAGGGGUUGUGGUAGCCCAUGGAGGGGGCAAGGCUCUGAUCCCUUUGGCCCUGGAUGGCAUGGAAGCGGGGCAGACCAGAGCAGCGCAGGCGCUCGCCAAGAUCACCAUCACGACUUCACCGGAGAUGGCCUUCCCUGGCGAGCGAGUCUACGAAGUGGUUCGGCCUCUGGUGGGCCUCCUGCACUUAAAGCGCACGGGACUGCAGAACUUUGAGGGGCUGAUGGCCCUCACCAAUCUGGCAGGGACCAGCGAACGGCUCAGACUGAAGAUUGUGAAGGAGAAGGCGGUGCCCAUGGUCGAGGGCUACAUGUUUGAGGAGCACGAGAUGAUCCGCCUGGCAGCCACCGAGUGCAUGUGCAACUUGGCCCUCAGCCCGGAGGUGGCAAAGUUGUUCCUGGCUGAAGGGAGCGACCGGCUGAAGCUGAUGGUGCUGUACAGCGGGGAGGAGGACGAGCGGCUCCGGAGGGCAGCAGCAGGGACUCUGGCUGUGCUCACUUCCCUGCUUCCCCAGACCUGCGCCCGCAUUCCCCAAGCGACAGCCCACUGGCUGGAGAUCCUGCAGGCCCUGCUGCUGAGCACCAGCACCGAGCUGCAGCAUCGAGGCGUAGUCGUGGUGAGGAACAUGGUCGCCGCUGAGAAGGAGCUGGCAGAGAAGCUCAUGGAGAGCGAGAUGCUGGAGAUCCUGGCGGUCCUUGCCGGGCUGGAGGACAAGCCCCAAGUGGCCCAGCCUGCCAAGGAGUGCCUGGCCCAGGCGGUCACCUAUGGCCUGAUCCAGCCCCGUGCUGCUGGUGGGGAAUGA
Messenger RNA from Euleptes europaea (tarantolino), 2817 nucleotides. It is a transcript of the gene UNC45A, whose product is annotated as unc-45 myosin chaperone A. Gene Ontology annotation, molecular function: Hsp90 protein binding. The transcript has 19 exons. Lineage: Eukaryota; Metazoa; Chordata; Lepidosauria; Squamata; Sphaerodactylidae. The record is from RefSeq and is a predicted model, not a curated record. Bases 1 to 2817 code for a protein of 938 amino acids.